UCAAUUUUGAAUGAAGAAUUUUGUAUCGAUGAUGGGUUUCUAGCAACAUUUUAAAUUUCAAAUUUUUUUUUUAAAGAUAUUUUUCAGACAAAUUUCAAAAUAAUAUUCGGUUUUAGUGGUCAUCUUUGAUGAACCAUUGAUGAUGGUGGUUGUUAUUGGAGGUGAUGGUGGCGUUGGCGGUGGCAGUCUAGAAGCUCGGCCUACCACCAGUGGUAAUUCAUCUACCAACCUCUCCUCUACUGUUUUCCAACUUUUUCCUGCCUCUCAUCUCCUUCUCCCACCACCACCACCACCACCACCACCACAUCUCUAUUCCAUUUGAUUGUGGACAGUGCGAGUUUGCUUUUGGCUCAGAGUACUGAUAUCAAGCGAUGAUGAAAACAUUUUUACAAUGAAAAUUGAGCACAUAAUUUAUUGUUACUGGUUUAGUAUUAAUUUUUUGAAAAAAAUAAAAAAAAAUUAAAAUAUGGAAAUUGACAAUGAAGAUGGUAGUAAUUUUAAUACAUCACAACAACAAUCGACAUCAACGACGAAUGGUACUCGUCACCAAUUCAGCAUCAACGAACUAUUAUCAAUGAUUGAAAUGAUAAAAAAAUGUGAAUUAAUAUGGAACAAAAAUCAUCCAGAAUAUUCUCAUGGCCUUGCACGUGCCGUUGCAUUCGAACAGAUUGCACAACAAUUAUCUAUUCCGGUCGAGGAUAUUCGCUGGAAAUGGCAGAUAUUACGUAAAGAAUAUUUCAAAAAAAUUUCACAAAGUAAUAAGCCAACAAUCAGUGGUCAGAGGCCAAGACCGUGGAAAUGGGCAUCACAGUUAUCUUUUUUGAAUACUGUAAUAGCGCAAAAUAGUCAACAGAAUAUCAAAUCAAAAUCAGAUUAUCAUCAACAGUUAUCACUGAUCUCGAAACAACAUCAUGUGACUAAAAUAAAUAAUUUCAAAUCAUCCGCCAAUCAUAAUGGUAAUGGAUCAAUGUCAUUGUUGGCAUCAUCAACACAUAAGAUGGUUAACGGUAAAUUUAAUCACCGUCAACAUCAUAAUUCAUCGAAAAGUAAUAAUAUUAAUAAUCAACAGCUAUUAAAUUCGGAAGAAGAUUCAUCAGAACAAACAGACAAUUCAAGCGAAUUGCAAUUGAAUGCAAAUCAUUUGUCACAAUUUGAUUAUUGUACCAUUGAUUUGGAUGAUGAUGAUCAAAAUCAACUACCAACAAUUGGUGAAAAUGAUGAUGAAGAAGAUGGAUACAAUAUAACCGGUGAUGAUGGUGAUGUCGAUGAUGAAGAUUUACCAAAAUUUUUCUGUGAAACUAUUUAUUCACCAGCACCUGAUGAAGAUGAAAAUGAAUCAAAUGAAGAAGAAUUAGAAUCAAAAUUAUUGGUGACAACCAAACAACAACCAGCCAUCAAUUCGAAUAAACGAAGUCAAAUCAUCUACUACAAUAAUUUAAAUAAUAAUAAUAUUAACAACAAAUCAUCCCCAUUAACUGCCGCACCGGAAAAUCGAAAACGUAAUCGUUCGUCCAAUAAUAAUAAUAAUAAUAAUACGGAGACGGACGUAGAAAAUUCAACAAAAAAGCCAAAAUUUGAUGGCGAUCAAUUCAUCUCUGGUGAAUCAGUGAAUCUUUCAUCGAUAAUAUCCUUAUUAAGGACACAAAAUGAAAUAUUAGUAACAAGAAAUCGUCGCGAAGAAACAUUAUGGCAACAAUUAGCCGAUAAAGAUAGUCAAUUGAAUCGCUUAAGCCGUCAACGUGAAAACGAACAACAAAAGCAACAGGAGGAUACAUUUCGAACAUAUUUAUUGGCAAAACUAUCGUUGUUACAGGAUGUACCACGAACAUCAUCUAAAUGGACUAAAGAAUUUCAGACCAUCAUGGAUCAAGCAUUCGAUAACGUUUAUCAAAAAUUUUUAUCACAACACAAAUCAAAAACAUAAAUUCUCAUUAUUAAAAUAUAUAAUAAAAAAAACAUUUUAUGAAAAUCGUUCUGUUAUUUUCGAUUUCGACUUUUACGAGUCGUACGACUAGGAUAAUCAUCAUCUUCAUCAGAGUCUUCUAUGGCAACGGUUUUGAUCAAUUUGGCCUUUUUCUUUUUUGGAAAUGUUUUUGAACUUGAUUUAUCGUCAUCUUUACUAGAACGAACAAUUUGCAUCGGAUCAUCAUUGUCAUCAAAAUUUUUC
This is a messenger RNA of Dermatophagoides farinae (American house dust mite), 2167 nucleotides long. RefSeq lists its product as uncharacterized. NCBI's taxonomy places the organism in Eukaryota, Metazoa, Arthropoda, Arachnida, Sarcoptiformes, Pyroglyphidae. The record is from RefSeq and is a predicted model, not a curated record.